Molecule: messenger RNA, 2741 nt
Organism: Thalassophryne amazonica
Lineage: Eukaryota; Metazoa; Chordata; Actinopteri; Batrachoidiformes; Batrachoididae
Product: RING finger protein 145-like
Exons: 11
Coding region: 303-2741 (812 amino acids)
Cellular component (GO): endoplasmic reticulum; endomembrane system
Molecular function (GO): ubiquitin protein ligase activity; zinc ion binding
Source: RefSeq, a predicted model, not a curated record
CCAUUUUUCUCUGCUCUGUGGUGUUUAAUAACAACUGUUUAUAGUCCGUUGUUCUUAAGUGUUUGUGCCAAGUAAAGGUUGUAGUAAUUCUGAAAUGCUUCUUUGUAGGAUAGAGUGGUAUUCAUGCUGUUAGCUGCUAUGUAGAAAGCUAACGAGCAGCAAGUAGCCGAUAGCUAACAACAGCCGAUCGACUGAUGUCUGCCAGUGAGCAAAAUGGACAAAGGGCGGUCGAAAUAGUUGGAGUGCUCUUUGUCAGGAUGUGACACACAAGCUCCCUGCUCAAGAAGAAGUUUGUUUAGAAAAUGCCUCGUCUGGAAGAGCUGGCCAAUGUUGCUCUCAGGGUGCCAAGCAUCCUGGUGCUGGACCUGCUGUAUAAAUGUGACAUUGAAGGUCUAACAGAACAACUCAAGGCCAAAAACGAAGACAUGCUCUUCAAAUACAAAUAUGUCAUUUGGAACUUGUACUACUUUGGCCAUUUGAUUAAUGUGGUGGUUUUGGUUCUGCCACUGAGACAUAUUGUGACGCUCUACCUCCAUAUCCUUGCUGCCCUUCUGCUCUUCAUGGGGCAUCAGAUUUCCAAGGAUUAUAUUCGUGAUGAGCUGCUUUAUGGUUAUGAGGGGCCACUGUACCUCGAUUCUCUGGCCUUCAACAGAUUCGUCUCUGCACUGACGAGUCAGAUUAUUCUCAGCACGCUGUGUGCCUUCCUGAUGAAGACCAGAAAGGUGUGGUUGUUUUCUGCUCACAUGCUCCCUCUCCUGGCCCGACUCUUUGCUGUACCUCACAACAUGCUGCUCACAGUCAGCACUUUCUCCAUGGGACUGACAGCAGUGGGAAUUGGCACGUUUCUCCUCUUAAAUCUCUUCGUGCCAUAUCGACUUGCAAGGGCUGCCUAUUCAGAGCUGCUUCAGAUGGAGGUGAUCGAGCUGUACAGGCUUCUGGCUGUAGGGGUUUCUUUGUGGAACCAGUUUGCUGUCCCAGUGCUCUUCACUGUCUUCUGGUUUGUGUUGUUUGUGGUCCAGCUGUGCUCCACCAUGAAUGGCAAAGGUACAGCAGGACAUCAGGGAAUCAUGUUUUUCUUGCUCACAAGUGUCUCUGAAUGUUGUGCGACACCAUACUCCCUUCUGGGUCUGACCUUCAUGGUGUCAUAUCUUGCUCUCGGGCUUCUCAACCUAUGCAAAUUCUACCUGGGAGGUUAUGCAGCUGUUCAGAAUGAGAACGUCAUGCACAGAGGUGUGACUGAGGGUGUCACAUUGCUCCUUCUGGCCCUUCAGACAGGCCUGUUGGACAUGCAGGCGCUGCAGCGCACCUUCCUCCUCAGCAUCAUCCUCUUCAUCGUGGUUACUUCAACUUUGCAAUCGAUGAUAGAAAUAACUGAUCCAGUCAUUCUUGCUCUGGGUGCAUCUCGCAAUAGGAGUGUAUGGAAACACUUCCGUGGCCUCAGCAUGUGUCUGCUCCUGCUGGUUUUCCCGGUGUUUAUGGCUUAUAAAAUUUCUCAAUUCUUCCACAUGGACUUCUGGUUACUUAUACUGGUGUCGAGCUGCAUGCUGACUUCCCUUCAGGUUACAGGCACGCUGCUGAUCUACUCCCUAUUCAUGAUGGAGAUGUUUCGCAGUGACCCUAUCGAGAGCCUGGAUGAAGUGAUCUACUGGGUGAAUGCUGUCAGCAGGGUGCUGGAGUUUAUGGUGGCCCUCUGUGUGGUAGCUUACGGCACCUGGGAGUCACUGUUUGGGGAGUGGAGCUGGAUGGGUGCAUCUGUCAUUAUCAUCCACUCUUAUUUCAAUGUUUGGCUGAGAGCUCAGUCUGGAUGGAGGAGCUUUCUGCUUAGACAGGAAGCAGCUAAAAAGAUCAACUCCCUACCAAGAGCGACAGCAGAGCAACUGCACCAGUACAACGACGUCUGCUCAAUUUGCUUUGAGGGAAUGAACUCUGCUGUUAUUACGUACUGUGGACAUUUUUUCCAUGGCAACUGCCUCCGCAAGUGGCUGUAUGUGCAGGAGACCUGCCCCAUGUGCCACCAAACGGUGCGCCCCACCCCAUCAGGUCAGACCCAGGCUUCACGUAAUAGUCCUGCAGCAGCAGCAGCACCACAGAGCGAUGCAGAGCCAGAUCCCACUACACCGGAGGAAGACCACAACCCAGACAGCAGUGAUUUCCAAAAGGCACAGAGUGAGAGGAUAAUUCCUGUGUCCAUGGAGCAACAGAAGAGCAUGGAGAGACUUGAAGGAGACUCUGAGGAGCUCCUGGCUGAACCUGAGAGUAAGGCUGUUCAAGGACAUUGUUUUAGCUCCAGUGGAGCCUCAGGUGGAUCUGUCAGCCCAGAGUCAAGCUGCCCUCCAAAGGAUACUUCUCAUUGCCAUGAAGCAGUACAUGGUGUGGUGUCUUGUCCUCUUAACGUGCAGAACUCGGAUGAGAGCAGCAAGGAGGAGUCUGGAGAUGUCGAGGGGAGGUUUCAGCCAGCAAAUGUAUCCCAGCCAUCAGUUUCUGAUGCCGUCUGUGAGCACAGAUUGGAGAGUCAGUCCCGCUCUGAAGGAGCAGGACUGUGUGCAUCAUUUGAAGACGGCACCACUUCCUCUACGACAGUGCUACAAACCCUCAAAAUAAAGGUGACUUUCACGAGGAAGAGACUAAAAUGGCUGGAGUUGAUACAGUUAAUAGUGAGUUUGAUAAACCUGAUACAUUAUGUGAAAAUGGAUCAGAUUUGGUACAAACUGCUGAGGAAAUGGGAAAGAACCAAAUGGUAG